AUGGAUACGUAUUCAUUGAAGUCUGUUUCAGAUUUACCCGUGCCUUUUCUAACUUUUAGUUUCAGGUUUUUUAACUCGCUCCAGAGUGAAUGCUUUCCUAACUGUUUCCACUCCGAUAUAAAUAUGGUAAUUUCUGCGCCAACUGGAAGUGGUAAAACAGUACUCUUUGAGCUUUGCAUUUUGAGGCUUCUCUCUAAGUCCAUUUCUACAGAGGAGAGAUUUAUACAUGCAAAUGGAACUCUCAAAACAGUCUAUAUAGCCCCGUCUAAGGCUUUGGUACAGGAGAAGCUUCGGGAUUGGAAUCAAAAGUUUGGGCACUUGGGAAUCAAUUGCCUGGAGCUGACAGGUGACAAUGAAUCUUACAAUUUGAGGAACAUACAAGAAGCAGAUAUUAUUCUGACCACCCCUGAGAAAUUUGAUGCAGUAUCACGUAAUGGUAUAAAAGAUGGUGGCUUGAGCUUUUUCAGCGACAUCGCACUGCUACUCCUUGAUGAAGUUCAUUUGUUGAAUGAUCCACGAGGAGCUGCUCUGGAAGCAAUUGUUAGUAGAAUAAAAAUGGUUUCUUGCAAUCCUAAAUUGAAAUCAAAUCCUCUCGCCCAAGCUCGCUUUCUAGCUGUCUCUGCUACUAUUCCAAAUAUUGCGGAUCUUGCCGAGUGGCUUAUGGUUCCUGUCCAGGGGAUCAAAAGGUUUGGAGAAGAAAUGAGGCCUGUAAAGUUGACAACUAAAGUGUUUGGUAUGCUAUGCCCGGCCCAAAAUGACUUUCUAUUUGAGAAGCGCCUUCAAAACUAUAUUUUUGAUAUUCUCAUGCAAUACUCAAGAGGGAAAUCUGCACUUAUAUUUUGUUCAACAAGAAAAGGAGCACAAGAAGCAGCUCAGCGACUCUCUCAAAUAGCCAUGACUUUUGGUCACUCGAAUCCAUUCAUUAAGAACAAAGAACAGCAGGAUCGACUGAGGGAAGCUUCUCUAUCAUGCAGCGACAAGCAAAUUGCAAUCAUACAUCCAUUAUGGUGUUGGUUUCACAAUGGUGGGCUUUGCCUAAAGGAUCGGAAUCUUGUAGAAGGCCUUUUUCUCAAGGGUGAUAUUCAAGUACUUUGCACUACAAAUACACUUGCCCAUGGAAUCAAUCUCCCAGCACAUACAGUGGUUAUAAAAUCGACACAGCACUUCAACAAAGAAAAAGGUCUCUACAUGGAAUAUGACCGCUCUACAAUAUUGCAGAUGUGCGGCAGGGCAGGCCGACCACCAUUUGAUGAUACAGGCAUGGUUAUAAUCAUGACAAGAAGAGAAACGGUCCACCUGUACGAAAAUCUCUUGAGUGGUUGUGUGGUGGAAUCACAAUUGUUCUCAUGUGUGACGGAGCAUUUGACUGCGGAAAUUGUCCAACUGACGGUAUCUGAUAUCACAAAAGUAAUUGACUGGAUGAAAUGUUCCUAUUUGUAUGUGAGAAUGAGAAGGAACCCAAAAAAAUAUGCUGUUAAAAAUGGAAUUUCUGGCGAUCGUUUGGAGAAGCAUGUACAAGAGCCUGGAAGGCUGAUGACAAAGUAUUAUUUGAGAUUUAACACUAUGAAACAGAUAAUGCGAACCCCUGAAAACUGCACUUUAGAAGAUGCCCUUCGUGUUAUUUGUCUUGCUGAGGAAAUCUCUUGGAUACAACUUCGACGCAAUGAGAAGAAGAUCUUGAAUGAGAUCAAUGCUGACAAAGAUGGCCGGCUUCGGUUUCACAUCCUUGGAGACAAGGGAAAGAAAAAGCGCAUUCAAACAAGAGAAGAAAAAAUUAUAUUUUGGCAAAAUGACUGCUUAACAGGCGAUCCCACUGUUCAUGAUCUAUCCCUAAUUCAGGACACGAAUUCUUUAUGCUCAAAUGGAUGUAGAAUUGCUAAAUGCAUGAAAGAUUAUUUUAUUUACAAAAAGAAUUACAAAGGAGCUGUGAAUUCUUCCCUUCUAGCCAAAUCACUUGACCAGAGACUCUGGGAUGACAGUCCAUACUUGUUGAAACAAUUACCUGGAAUUGGCAUGGUUACCGCGAAGGCAUUGCAUUCAAUGGGCAUUAAAUCAUUUGAGGCACUAGCUGAAGCUGAUCCCAGGAGAAUAGAGAUAGUAACUGGUCGAAAAUACCCAUUUGGGAACCAUAUCAAGGAUUCUCUUUUAUCGCUACCUCCAAAAAUUGAUAUGAAGCUUGAGGAAACCGAGAGGCAGAAGCAAGGAAAGUCCAAACUAGUGGUUACACUGACUAGGAAGUCAGAGUCAAUCCAAUCAGUGAAAAGGCAUUAUGCUGAUAUGAUCAUUGGUGUUGAGGAAGACAACAGCAUUCUCUUUCAUGAAAAAAUAAGGGUGGAUCAAUUCACCAGCCCUUAUAGUGCGACAAUACUUGUCCCAAUCUCACGUGGGAAGCAGAUCAUCAAAGCUGAUUUUAUAUAUGAAGAGUAUAUUGGUAUUGAUGUCCACCAAAAUCUUUCCUUGAUCCAAGAGAGAAAAUCAAAUGUGCAAUUACAAAGAAAUAGAAAGCUCCCUGCUUUUCCCUCGCCCGAAGGGAUACAUGUUAUUGAAGAUGGCAACAUAAUCGCACCUCAAAAGCCAACGGAAGAGCUAUCCAAUUUGAAGUCUAAGGAUGAAACAGAUUCCAUUCCGAAUUUUAACCUCCUAGAUGAAGAGUUGGGAGAAGAAGGUGGGUGUGCGCCUGAGGAGGAUGAGGAUGAUGAAUGCAAAAUCAUCAAUGAGAAGACAGUAUUUGACCACAUACGCGAGAAAGCCAAAAACUUCUCUCUCCUGUCUGCAUAUGAUAAUAUUCGCCUCGCAUCACCAAAGGUCGACCUUCUUCUGACAAGAAAGCGCGCCCGAGAGAAGAGACCUGGAGUCCAUCAUGAAGUAAUUGUUUUGGAUGAUGAGACAGAAAGACUCAACAUAUCACCACAAGCCGAGUUUACUUUUCCUGCGGGGCUCAGAAAGGCAGAAGAUAACACAGUUGGAAGCUCAAUCGACACAGGCGUUGUCCUCACUGAACCUGAAGCAAGAACAUACGAAACGUCAACUGGCCAAACAAUUUUCGACCAUAUACGAAGAAAAUCCGAGGAUUUCCCACUGAUUAGUAAUUUGGAUUGCAAGGAGUCAAUUUUCCAGAGAAAGGAAUUAGUCUCACACAACCAUUCUGAUUCCCUCAAUGCCGCUUCCGAAAUGGAAAUGGAGAGUAAUGUCUCGAACAUUGUCGGAGAGAACAUACUCACUUCAUAUACGGAAUCGGUUGAUCAUAACAAAUUUGAAGGUUGCAGUGGCGAAGACAGAGUAAGUACAGUGUUAAAGGACAACAAGCGAGCGCCAGAUGCAAGCAGCUUUGCACAUAGCAGUAGGAAGAAGCAUUGCACUUGUAUAGAAUCGGAAGCAGAGAAGUCGAGCUUAAGUGAAGCAAGAAGACAGUGCGGUUUUUUGGAGACCGCAGGCAAAAUGAAGGAAGUAGGUUCAAGUCCUGUGUUCAAGAGCGUAUUUUCCUUUCUCUGACUUUUUAAAAAAAAAAAAAAUUGGGGGUUCAUGGAUUUUAGUUCAGAAUGCCUCAUUCUUGGGUUGCCGGAUCGCACUAGCUUCUUACUAUAAACGGUGUAUUUCAUUAUGCUGUCCUACACCGGUUAUGGGAUCAGCUGGUAACAGCAAGACUGGUUAUAGUCGACUGCUCGACAUGGAGAAUAUGACUCGCGAGUAAAUUUCGGUGAGAAUUUGUACCGUGAACUAUAUGAUGAUUUGCCAGCCCAAAUGCUAUAACGCAAAUAGUUUUUGAAGGAUUACCUUCAUGGCUUCA
This is a messenger RNA of Prosopis cineraria, 3787 nucleotides long. RefSeq names its product DExH-box ATP-dependent RNA helicase DExH17. The record is from RefSeq and is a predicted model, not a curated record. Gene Ontology annotation, molecular function: nucleic acid binding; ATP binding. NCBI's taxonomy places the organism in Eukaryota, Viridiplantae, Streptophyta, Magnoliopsida, Fabales, Fabaceae.